UAAGCACCUCAAGCAGCACCUGCUCAUCAGCAGCAAUGCUGCCACAUUGCUCAGCGAUGGGCAGUCCUUCUGAAGCACCAUGAGGAGAUACUGCGGGCAACAGAAACAGUGGACCUGCUGGAGAACCAUCAUUUUGAUGCUACUUUCAUGUCUAUUUUCUCUUUUCAACCUAUUUACCCUUUAUUUUACAAAAAUCUGCUUAUUCCAGGGAGGCAUCAAAAUUAUAACAGCCUCAUGGAAGUAUGAAUUCCACACACCUCAGCAGUCCUAACAGCAGCUUUCCUCACCCACCAACAUGCUUUGAUGCCCAGUGAAAUAAACCCAGGUCCUAAACCCAAGCAGCAGCCCCAAUAGCAAUGGCAUCCAUCAGCAGCACCAGGCUUCUGACGCGCCCCACAAAAGCGGCCUUUCUUUGCAAAGGAGCAAUAGACAAACACCUCACACAAGAAAAUAACCAGCAAGAAAGCCAAGAAGUCCCAAACAGAGAAAUAAGUGAUACACCAGCCCAGCACCUCGCAGCCUGGUCAAACUGUUGCUCCUGUAUGUGCAAAGCUGCAGGAAGCAUCACCCAUACCCACGUGUAGGUGGUCAUCUGGAGGCAGCAGCAAGGACCCUCUUCGCUGAAGCAUGCAAGGGGUUUUUUGGCAGGGCGGAAGCCCCUGUGGUUAGAGAAGGAAACCACAAGAUGUUCACAAAAAAAUAUUUUAAAAAAGCAUACCCCUGGGGCAUGGGGCUUUAUUGGUGGGUUUCAGAUCACAGACCACCUGCCUUGCACAAAGCACCUUCUGCAGAGCAAUUGCAAAGAAGAAUUGCAACGAGAGCGACUGAGCACCUGAAGAACUCAGCUGCGUGUUGGUAGUGCAUGUGCUUGGAGAUGGAAAAUAUGCAUGGAUGUAAGCCAUGGGACACCCAUGUCUUGCUUGCUGGGCGAUGAAGUAGGGUGUGCUCUGCCAUCCACACGAGACCCCUCGAGUGCGCACAGGCAAAGGCAGCAGAAUCCCUGCCAACAAACACAACCUGGGGCCCACAGCCAAGGCAUGGGGCUUGUCCAUGACUUCUGCAGAGUGGGAGCUGCUCUGAAGCCCGCGACGGCUGGGAGACAGCGGGCUGCGGUGGCUGAUCCUACCUCAGGCACGAGCAUCAUCAGUCUGAACCUCUACAGAAGUCAUCAAGACAAAAUUCUUGAAUCACCAUGAAGAACCAGGAACAAUAAAUGAGCCCAAAUUCUGGGUUAGAACUGAAAUUCUUCAGAAAUCUUUUUGUUUUCCCUUCCUUUUAUCACAGAUGCUGAACCACCUCUCUUUACCCAAGAGGGUCCCGAUGACAUCACAUCCUCUCCAAAGAGCGACGCAGCCUCCUAAGUCAAGCGAGAUCAUCUCUGCUCCGCUGCACGCACCCACCCCAAGGACAACCACCCCUAGGAGAAGAUGGCCGGCUCUCCUGCACUGCUCCUUCUCCUCGCUCUGGGGCUCUGCUGCCCUGGCAUCUGGGGCCAGAGGUACAAGAUGACGCCCCAGCGGGGCCAGCGGCUGGAGCUGCAGUGCCAUUCCGACAAGGAGGACAGCGGCGUAUCCUGGGUCCGCCAGGACAAGGAUGGGACCCUUCACUUCAUCGUCUUCAUUUCCUCCCUGGGCCGGACCACCUUUGAGCGGAAUGAGGGGACAGCCACACGCUUUGAGGCAAGAAAAGACAACAGCUUCUACCGGCUGGUAGUGAAGUCUUUCAUGACACAGGAUGAGGGGAACUAUUUCUGCCUCAUGAACAGCAACCAAAUGCUGUACUUCAGCCCUGGCCAGCCUGCCUUCUUCCCAGGUCAGCAACACCUCUACUCAACCUUGCUUAGCUCUGCCAAAAUGCCCAGCACCCGCUCCCCAUGCCUUUUUACCAGCGAUGAGAAAUACCUGAACUCCAUUUGCGGCACCUUCAUCUGGGUUCUCUUGGCAGGGGCCUGCAUCCUGCUCCUCAUGGCCCUGGUGGUCACCAUCGUGCUGUGGAAACGUAAGUCUCACCUGUAACCCCAUGUAGAUACUACUCUAGCCCAAAACCGCAGCCCUGUCCUUUAGGGGAAGGGAUCUUCUAGCUGUCCCUUUAAGUAGGCAUCAGACAGCCAGGGCACCAUCAACCCAAGAGAAGGACCGCUGUUAAAGAAACAUCAGCGUCCCCAUUUUCCUCCUCAGUAGGCUUAGCCCAAGAAAUCAUUAUGAGUUUCUACACUACAAGGAAUAAAAAUAGAUUAGAAAUAGAAAAAACUUUCUCUACCAGUCCAUAUUGCCUCUGCCGGCCCUACAUUGGUGGAUCAGGGGGUAAACGUACCAGAACCUGAAACACUUUGACAAAACGGGAUAAAUGGGCUCCAGCACGGGGCUUGCAAAUUCAAAUGCCACGACCCCCAUCAGCAGCUUGAGCUGUCACCAAACAAGCAGCUUCAUUGCACGGGUUCAGAGGCUGCUAUGGUUAAAGCAGCAAUGCAAAAUCCCUUGGGUGAAAUUGCAUCUUUGAGAUGUCUUUAAAUUACCCCGAGCAAGCAGCGAGUGCAGAUGCAUUUAAAUCAAUUUGCCGCUCCCUGAAAUCAGUUUAAC
Molecule: messenger RNA, 2579 nt
Organism: Egretta garzetta (little egret)
Lineage: Eukaryota; Metazoa; Chordata; Aves; Pelecaniformes; Ardeidae
Product: T-cell surface glycoprotein CD8 alpha chain-like
Exons: 3
Coding region: 1428-2015 (195 amino acids)
Source: RefSeq, a predicted model, not a curated record